Messenger RNA from Gossypium arboreum, 2275 nucleotides. Its product is annotated as putative disease resistance protein At4g19050. The record is from RefSeq and is a predicted model, not a curated record. Bases 218 to 2275 code for a protein of 685 amino acids. The transcript is spliced from 2 exons. NCBI's taxonomy places the organism in Eukaryota, Viridiplantae, Streptophyta, Magnoliopsida, Malvales, Malvaceae.
CAUAGUUCGUGAUGUUACUUUGUGGAUUGCAUCUAAAGAAGAAAGUGACUUUUUGAUAAAAUCUAGAUUAGAGUUACUAAAUGAAAGCUUUGAACCCUGUAAGGCAAUUUCAUUGUUGAAUAGGGAACAUAAAAUAUUUCCUGAGAAAUUGGUGCAUCCAAAUGUUGAGAUCCUGUUGCUUAAUGACUGUGAUAUACAAGGUACAUGCUUUCAAGGGAUGAAAGAAUUGAAAGUUUUAAGUCUUACGUCCUUUUCUUCGUGCGUUAUUUCCUUGUAUGCUCUUACGUCCUUACGAAAACUUCGUGUUCUACAUUUGGCCUUUUUUGAGGACCUAUCAUACCUUGGAAAGCUAACGACACUUGAGAUUCUUAGUUUGCGUACUACAGAAUUUGAAGGUUUGGCAGAUGAACUAGUGAGGUUGGUAAAUCUAAAGAUAUUGGAUUUAACCGGAUGUAGAUUUUCCUCAAGAUUUCACCCUAAUGUCAUUCGAAGGUUAUCUAAGCUAGAGGAGUUGUACUUAAAAGGUUCAAGCAUUGGAGAGGAAAGUGAUGAUAUCCUUCUAGAGAUAAAAUUCCUGACUAGAUUGACAGCAUUAUCCUUGUCGAUAUCUUCUUCCCAUUUUAUAGAAGACUUCGAGUUUCCAAGAUUAGAAGAAUAUAAUAUAUUCUUACGUGGUACACAGGAUAAACUUGGGUGUCCACAUCCAGAACAGUGGGGAAAAUUCCUCGAAGAAGCAGCACGAAAAAUUAGUUAUGAGAUUCAAGGUCUAAAUUCCGUUGUUAAUCUCACAAAAAGAUCCUUGAAAAUUGAGGGAGUGUUUCCUUACAAUGUGGUUUCCCAAUUACUUGAGAAUUUAGAGUCUCUUCAGGUGUUUGAUAUCAAGGAUGAGUAUAUAGAAGGCUUGACUGAUCAAACACAACUGAUUGUGUCGGUUUCAGUGAUCUUACAAAACCUAAAACAAGUGAGAAUUGAAAAUUGCAUGAAUUUGGAAGUGGUAUUUCAAACGGAGAAGGUAGAAGGAAAUGAAGCACCACCACUGCUCUCAAAUUUAAAGUCUUUACGUCUUAAAAGGUUGAUUGAUUUGAGCUGUAUUUGGGAAUUGCCAACCCAACAUGUAAGACUUGAAAGUUUAGUUGAUUUGAGGAUAGAAGAUUGCCCAAGUCUAAAAUCACUCUUCUCAGUUUUUCUUGCUCAAGGUCUGGUACUCUUGGAAAAACUUAAGAUAAUCGGUUGUGGCGAACUGAAGCAAAUAGUCACAGAAUUGGAAGGUGAUGAGGAAGAACUAUCCCGGAGCAUUGAUUCUCAUAAUUCUUUGUGCUUCCCAAAGUUAAGAAAAGUACACAUAGAAAAUUGUGAUGGUUUGGAGUAUAUUUUUCCAACGAAGAUCGCUGCACAAGGGCUUCGGGUGUCGACUCUUUUCAUAAAGAAUUGCUGUCGAUUAAAACAAGUGAUCAGAGUUGCCAAAGACAUGGUGGAAAAUGACAUUAUGUUCCAACAACUACAGUUUUUGAGAUCUUUAUCGUCCUUUUCAGUGUCAGGUUGCCCUCAAAUAACUGAUUCGGUUGUUCAUUUAGAUGCUGAGGAGGCUUAUCUAGAGGGGAUUCGAUUAUCAGCUUUCAAGGAACCGUUUAGCGGUUCAAAGCAUCUUCAACUAAGUGAAAUUGAGGAUCAAAAUCUAGUUCCAGAAGCAAACAGAGAGGGACUAAAUGGAUUAACUUCACUUGAACUGAGUCAAUGCAAGGAUCUUGAUUGCUUGGUUGAUACCACAACAAUGAAUGAGCUAACUUCUGCAUUCACUCAUUUGGAGAGAUUAAGUAUAAAUUAUAUGGAUGGUUUGGAAAGCUUAUGCAAGGGUCACCCUCCACAAGGUUUCCUCAAAAACUUGAAAGAAUUGCUUAUUAGAGACUGUAAUAAGUUGCAAGUGGUGUUGUCAAUGGAUGAACUCCUUUAUAACAGGGUACCACUUUCAAAGUUACAAUCCUUGGAGCUUGAAAAUUUACCAGAUUUGAGAUGGUUAUUCAAAGGCUCUCCUCAUUCUUUCAUCUUCCAAAGUCUUAAGGUAGUAAACAUAGGUGGAUGCGGGGAAUUGAAAUCCCUCUUUUCACCUUCCCUUAUUCAAAGCCUAGUGCUUUUGGAAAAACUCCAGAUAAGAAGCUGCGACGAAUUGAAAACUCUUUUGGCAGAGCCGGAAAAUGAUGAUGAAAUGGAAUCAAAGAGUUCUUCCCUUCCUCUGUGUUUGCCGAAUCUGAAAACUCUUUACAUCCAUCAUUGUUGA